AUGGGUCAAACUUUUCGUAAGCUUUUCGAUACUUUCUUCGGCAACCAAGAGAUGAGGGUCGUUAUGCUUGGGUUGGAUGCGGCUGGUAAAACAACAAUACUUUACAAGCUGCACAUAGGAGAAGUUCUGUCAACUGUUCCCACUAUCGGUUUCAAUGUUGAGAAAGUUCAGUACAAGAAUGUGAUGUUCACAGUUUGGGAUGUUGGUGGCCAAGAAAAGUUGAGGCCCUUGUGGAGGCAUUACUUCAAUAAUACCGAUGGACUAAUAUACGUGGUAGACUCCUUGGACAGAGAGAGAAUUGGCAAAGCGAAGCAAGAGUUUCAGGACAUCAUAAAAGACCCAUUCAUGCUCAACAGUAUCAUUCUAGUGUUUGCAAACAAACAAGACAUGAGAGGAGCCAUGUCUCCUCGAGAGGUAUGUGAAGGGCUUGGCUUAUUAGAUCUCAAGAACAGGAAAUGGCAUAUACAANGCACAUGUGCUCUUCAAGGAGAUGGGCUCUAUGAAGGCUUAGACUGGUUAUCGUCCACGCUCAAAGAGGUUAAAGCCGCUGGUUACUCAUCUGUUGGUCCCUCGUUUUAA
This is a messenger RNA of Arabis nemorensis, 579 nucleotides long. Lineage: Eukaryota; Viridiplantae; Streptophyta; Magnoliopsida; Brassicales; Brassicaceae. The record is from the annotation of a GenBank genome assembly.